Molecule: messenger RNA, 471 nt
Organism: Juglans regia (Persian walnut)
Lineage: Eukaryota; Viridiplantae; Streptophyta; Magnoliopsida; Fagales; Juglandaceae
Exons: 1
Coding region: 1-471 (156 amino acids)
Source: RefSeq, a predicted model, not a curated record
AUGGCAGAAAAUACUAGAUCCAAGCAUCAACAAUAUGAGGAGUUACAACAACAGCUACUGGAAAUGAGACAACAGAACAAGCAAACCCAGAAAACAAUGAAGAACUUCCAGAAUAAUUUCGACACACUCAAUGACAUGAUGCGCACAAUCGUUCAGCAACAUCAACAACAACAUCAAAACCAAAAUCAACAUCAGCAAAACAAUCAGUACCAACACCAGGAACAGCGCCAGCUACAGUAUGAAGACCAAGAACCACACGAACCAAGAAGAGGCAACUUCAGAGGCAUGCGCUUAGACUUUCCACAUUUUCAAGGAGACCAGCCAGCUUCAUGGAUUUUCGAAGCACACCAGUACUUUGAAUUUCAUCAGACUCCCUUGCCACAUCGCAUGCUCAUGGCAUCCUACCACAUGGAAGGGGAGGCUCUUGUGUGGUACCAAGAGUCUUUCGAAAGAGGCCAUUUCCAUGACUAG